UUAACUAGUCUUAAAUUAAGUGAAGCACAUUGCUCUGAUUAACGUACAAACAAUUCUAUUCUAUACUAUUAAAGAAUUUAGAGAAAUAGUCCUUUUGAUGAUCACUUGUAGGUGUCGGUUGUCACAGUUCAAAUAAUACAACACCACUGAGCCACUACUCACUAGCCAUGGCUGCUGCUGCACAGUCACUUUCACCAUUUUCACUACUUGUCUUAGCAAGAUUUUCAGCUUCCAUUGUUGCCCUUCUUGUUCUUACUUGGGCUCUUCACUUCAAGACUAGCUUUUACCCUCAUUCUUCUUCUCCUCAAGAAGACCUUAUUUAUGCUGUUCUUCAUCCAUUAUUAAUGGUUAUUGGGUUCAUUCUUAUAAGUGGAGAAGCCAUUUUAGUGCAUAGAUGGUUGCCAGGUUCAAGAAAUUUAAAGAAAUCAGUGCAUUUGUGUCUGCAAGGACUGGCUUUGGCUUGUGGGAUUUUUGGGAUAUGGACAAAAUUUCAUAGCAGAGAUGGGAUUGUGGCUAAUUUCUAUAGUUUGCAUUCUUGGAUGGGUAUCAUUUGUGUUACCCUAUUUGGGGCUCAGUGGUUGAUGGGCUUCUUAAGCUUUUGGCACAGAGGAGAGGUGCGAAUGACAAGAAUACGUAUUCUUCCAUGGCAUGUAUUCCUUGGUCUUUACACAUAUGGCUUGGCAGUGGCAACAGCAGAAACAGGACUUCUUGAGAAGUUAACCUUCUUACAAACAAACGGAGCUGUACAGAAACGUUGCACAGAGUCCAUGAUCGUAAAUGGUAUGGGACUCAGCUUAGCUCUCCUCAGUGGCAUGGUGAUAUUUGCUGCUGUGUUGCCAAAGUAUCAAACGCCACAUUCAAGGAGUGUUUACUCUAGUAAUAAGCUACAUUCUUAAGUUUUUCAUACCUGGGCUAUACCCAUAAUUCUCAUGUAAAUACACUAUUUAUCGGUGCUGUUUAUAAAAUGAAGGUUCAAUAAGUUCCUUUUUUCC
Molecule: messenger RNA, 992 nt
Organism: Solanum dulcamara
Lineage: Eukaryota; Viridiplantae; Streptophyta; Magnoliopsida; Solanales; Solanaceae
Product: probable transmembrane ascorbate ferrireductase 4
Exons: 4
Coding region: 168-896 (242 amino acids)
Molecular function (GO): oxidoreductase activity
Source: RefSeq, a predicted model, not a curated record